Astrephomene gubernaculifera is the source of this 5634-nucleotide messenger RNA. The record is from the annotation of a GenBank genome assembly. NCBI's taxonomy places the organism in Eukaryota, Viridiplantae, Chlorophyta, Chlorophyceae, Chlamydomonadales, Astrephomenaceae.
GUGUUGCUGAAGACGGUGCGACUUCCUUGCUUGAAGUAAAGGUCCACGUCAGCAGCAGCACAAACAUGCUCAGUGCUUUUGGCUACCCCUUUUCUCAAGUGCGCAGAAGCAUACUUAUAAUUAGCUAGCGCGCCUAUUAUAGACUUUCGGUAUCUUUAUGUUCAGCGCUGGCAGCUGAGACCAGCGCUAACCGUUCACUUGCCUCCGGUUUGGAACGUUUCGCUAUCAGUAUGGCCAAGUUUCGAAUAGCUUUGCUUUCUGUGCUUGUGUGAAUAGCUUCUAACCACUAUGGGCGGCGGCCGCUAAGCUGUCUUAAAAGUCUAGCUGCAUACGCCAAUAUAUAAGCCAAUAAACACCGCCAUGGAGUUUGUAGAAAGCAUGUCCAGGAGCGGUAACCCCGCUAGGGUUAUGCGCCUUACAGUCGUAACCCUUCAGGAGCGCUCGAACUGGGUCAGCAUCUCCAGCCACCUGGCCAACCAGCUCCUCAACCUGCAAACGCUGCCCGUGAUCCUUCAGCUGCGUGUGCUGGACGCCUCAGGCUUGCCCUCCAAAACAACCCAUCAUGUGGCCUGGUCCGGAGCCGUACUGCCGUACAGCAGCAGCGCUGUUGCCGCCUCCUCCGGCAGCAGCAGCAGCGCGGGUGGCGGCGGGCUGCUGGGGCUGCCCGCGGCGCUUGCGGGGUGUCUGGGGCUGCGGGCGGGGCUGGCGGUGCAUGCCGUGCCGCUGCUGGGGGUGCCGGCGGGCACUGUGGUGGAGGUGGAGCCGGCGGGCGCGGACGACUGGGAGGUGGUGGCGGGCAACGCGGGGUUCCUGGAGGACCACAUUCCGGAGCAGGUGGGUGUGCUAGCUCGCGGGCAGCCCUUCACCGUGUACGGCCGCGCGGGUGCGGCAGUGCGCCUGCGGGUGACCGCCACGCAGCCCACCGACCUGGUGCGGCUGGUGGCCGGAUGCGAACUGAGGGUGGCGCCCAAACAGCGGCAGCGGGCGGCGGGGGCGGGGGCGGGGGCUGGAGGGCGGGGGGCUGCCGCUGGGGCGGCAGGAGGCGGCGAGGAGACGGUGGUAGUCCCACUGACGAGCAGUGACAAUGGUAGCGGCAGCGGUAGCAGCGGGCGGCUGCUGCCACGGCAGCAGCACCAGGGACCGCAGCAGCAGUCCCAGCAGCAGGAGAGGCGGACUGGAGGCUUGCCCUCCUACGCGUCGUGGGGCCAUUCCGCCAGCAACGGGAACAGCAGCAGCAGUUACGCGAAUGGAAUCGCAAGCUACGGAUCUGGAUCGCCACGUCUGCAGGACGGCAGCAGCAGCAGCAGCAGCGCUGCUGGCGGCGGCGGCGCUGGCGCUGGCAGUUGGUCGGAGGCCUGGGACCGGGGCAGCUCGGGACUGCAGGCGCGGCCUGCGUGGGCGGGGCAGGUAGAGAAGCCGCCCCCGGGCCGACCGGCUCCGGAACCCGUGGUGGAGAGCCGAAAGAGCGUCGCAGAGAAGGUGGCGGAGGUGGAGGCGGCGGCGGCGGCAGCAGUAGCCAACGGUAAUGGUGGCGGCAGCGGCCGGGCUGGUAGCGCGGGCUCCGGCACUCCGACCGCCCGGGCUCUAGCCCAGCGUGCGGCGCCGGCAGGGGCGAGUCCUGCCGUGGAAGGUCCAUUCGGGGAGGUUCCUGCAGGGGCGGGCCCUGCCGGGGCGGGCAGCUGGUCGCAGGCGGCUGCUUGUGGUGAGGGGUGCUGCGGGGCUGUCGGGGCACCGCUGGACCCCUCCCCCGCCGCUGGGGCCGCAUGUGGUGGUGCUGCUGCGGCUGUCAGUGCAGCUGUAGGCCCAAUGAGUGGAGUGAAAGGGGUGGGCAGGGGGCCGGGGGCACAUGCAGCCUCCCAGGCAGCCGCUGUGUGCGCCACCUCCUCCUGCAUCUCAUCGCCGACCAAAGCGGCUCACGUUGCGGUGGCUGCGGCUGCGGCGGGGCCCCCCGCUACCGCUAGCCCCGCCACAGACGCACCUCCCCCUCCGCCGCCCUCCUCCGCACCAGCCCAUCCUGCCCCUCCUGCCUCGCUGCUGCCGGCCCCGCCGCUGCAUGCCUCACACGACCGCAGCAGCAGCAGCAGGUGCAGCGGCCCGCAGGGGGCCAGCAGCCUCCUCCCGGCAGCCCCGGAGGACCAUCAGGACACGCGGCAACGGCAGCAGCGGCAGCAGCAGCCACCUGGACAAGAUGGGGAGCGGGAUUGCCGACAAGCACACGCUGAAGAGCAGCAACAGCGGGAGCAGCGGCGGCGGCAGCUGCUGGCGGCGCUGGUGCCCCAGCCGCUGCAGCUGCGGGUGCUGAACCCGCCGCCCGCUAGGUACCUGGUACCGCUGCCGCCGCCCGCUGACUCACCUCGCCUACCUCCAUCUGCACCUCCUGAGGAGCAAGCCCCCAGCAGCGGGAGAGGUGUAGCUGCUGCUGUGACCACAUGGUUGACGCUGGCGGUGGCCGUAGCGCCGCCAACGGCUGCUGCGUUGCUGGGCAUGGCUCCAGCACGGCUCCAGGACGAAGGGGACACAGACAGCGGCAUCGCAAACGGGGCGCUGGUACGGCUGUCCGGCCGCGGUGCCGUACGGGAGGUUCUGGGCGUGUUGGUUUCGGAUCCCUCGUGUCCCGUGGGUCAUGUCAUGCUGGCGCCGCCGCUGCAGCAUGUGCUGUGCGUGCUGCCGCACAUGCACGUGACGGCGGCGGCGGUACCGCUGGCGGCGGAUGCAGCGGAGGCGGCGGAGGCGGCUGCAAUGCCAACGUUGACGUUGCAUCCGCUGCCGGUGCCGGAGCUGCGGUUCAGCAGCGGUGGCGGAGGCGCCACAGCGGCCCCAGGCGCCGCUGCCGCCGUCCGAACAGGCAGCAGUGCAUCCGCGGGUGGGCAGGCUGAGGACGGGCUGCCGUACCACCAGGUAGCGCUGUUGUCUGUUGCGAGUACGGCAGCGCUUCCUGCCGUACAGCCUCAGGACCUGACAGCUGCCGUACAGCAGUGGCUGGCGGCGCAAAUGGAGGGUAUUCGCCGGGCCGUUCUGUCGUGCAGUUGUUGCUGUGGCUGCCCGGAAGAGAGGGUCAGCGCGAUUGACAAUGGUGGUGGUGGUGGCGGCAGUGGGGGAGGCAGUGAUCCAGGGCUCCUGCUACCGCUAACAUCCGGAAUGGUUGUCCAUUUCCGUAUUCAUGCGACCGUUACUUCAACAGCUGCGGCUGCGGGCGGCGUGCCAACAGCAGUUGCCAUCAGCAGCAACGGCAGCGGAUUAGGAGGCGGAGGUGGUGGUGGAGGCCUUAUGACGUCGGCACCACCGGGGGACUACUGCUUGCUUGUGCAUGCGGUACGACAAACCUCCACGCCUGCUGCUGUACAGCAGGGCAGUGCAUCUGCAACCCAACCGCCACAACCCCCCCAACUGCCCCCGCUGAUCACCCAGCGCAUGCUUGCUGCCUGGCUGCCCACCUCAGCUCCACCCGCACCACCCGCCUCCUCCCCCGCAACCCAGGCAGCACCCCCAACAUCUGCUGCCUCCCGCGCAGCAGCAGCAGCAGCAUCCAGGCCGCACCCCCCGGCAGUCAAGCUCGGCCAGCCUGUCGUACUGCAGGAGGUGUCGUACGCCGCCUCGCGUCAUGCGGCCGUACUGUCGGCGCGGCCGCUGCCGCCACCACCGCCGCUGGUCAGCCCCGCAAGACCUUGUUCAGCGGUGCCGGCGGCCGUGCGUGAUACACCCGAGCCAUCAUCAUCAACAUCAGCAGCAGCAGCAGCAGCAAACGCAUGCUCGAUGAUGGCACAGGAGGCGGGGCGGCGGGGACAAGAAGCGGUGGCCCGCACGGAGGGCUCCCCCGCAGCGGCAGCAGCCUUGGAUCUCGGACGAUUGGAUCUCGGACGAUUGGAUCUCGGACGAUUGGAUCUGGGUUUGGAUCUGCAGCACAUCAGCUGGCUGGAGGAGCCCCUGGAGCGGUGCUUGCGGCGGCUGCUGCCGCAGUUGGACCCACGGGUCGCUGCGGCGCUGGCGGCAGCGGGCCUCCCCCGCUGCGGCGGCGUGCUGGUGACGGGGCAGCCCGGCAGCGGUCGCUCGCAGCUGCUGUCGGCGCUGGGUGACGUGGCGGAGCGGCUGCCGGGCCCCGCCUGCUGCCCAGCACACGUGCUGCAUGUGCGCUGCGGACAGCUGGCGGGCGGCUCCCACGGCUCCACCACCUCCGCCCUGGCCUCCCUGGCCUCCCAGGCACUGUCCUGCUCGCCCUGCCUGCUGCUGCUGGACGACCUGGACACCCUGUGCCCCGCGGCGGCGGAGGGUUCCGACUACGGCACGCAGCACCCCGAGGGAGCAGCCGCCGCCUCGCGACUCGCCGACUGGCUGGCGACACUCAUGGACGAGCUGGCGGCGGCGACGGCGGCGGCCGUACAGGGCGACGGGCCGGCGGGCGUUACGUCGUCGUCAAUGGCGGCGGCGGCGCCAGCGAUUGCGAUUGCGGCGACUGCCCGCGAUGCUGCUGCCGUACAUGCAGCACUGAGGCGGGUGGGGCGACUGGACUUCGAGGUGCGGCUGCCGACCCCCGGGUCGCUGGGUCGUGCCGCCAUGCUGGCUGCGUCCGCCCGGCAGCGGGGGCUGGCGGUGGACGCGGGGCAGCUGGCGGCGGUGGCGGGGGCGGCGGAGGGGUACGAGGGGGCGGACCUGAGGCUGCUGCUCGACAGGGCCAUCCAUAACGCCCUACGCCGCCAGCUCCGCCAACCCCAGCCGCCACUGCUGCAACCUCCCACCACCACCACCACCACCACCACCACCACCACCACCACCACCACCACCACCACCUCCUCCUCCUCCUCCUCCUCACCCCCCCUGCCCCCCGCCGCCCCCGUGUCUCUGGCGGUCACGGAGGCCGACCUGCGCACCGCGCUGGAGGGGUUCGUGCCCGCCGCCUUCUGGGGGGUGCAGCAGGCGGCAGCGGUGGCGGGCAAGGCUGAGGGCUGGGAGGACGUUGGCGGUCUGCCCCAUGUGGUCUCCGCCCUGCGCGAGGCGCUGCUGCUGCCCGUGCGGCACCGGCGGCUGGUGGCGGGGGCGCCGCUGCGGCUGCGCACGGGGGCGCUGCUGUACGGCCCGCCGGGGUGCGGCAAGACGCACGUGGUGGGGGCGGCGGUGGCGGCGGUGGCGGGGAUUGCACCCGUGCGCUUCCUGUCCGUCAAAGGCCCCGAGCUGCUUAACAAGUACAUCGGCGCCUCCGAGGCGGCGGUGCGGGAGCUGUUCGCGCGGGCGGCCGCAGCGGCGCCCGCGGUGCUGUUCUUCGACGAGUUCGACGCCAUCGCGCCGCCGAGGGGGCACGACUCCACGGGUGUGACCGACCGCGUGGUGAACCAGCUGCUGACGGAGCUGGACGGGGUGGGCGGGCUGCGCGGGGUGGUGGUGCUGGCCGCCACCUCCCGCCCCGACCUGGUGGACGCGGCGCUGCUGCGGCCGGGGCGGCUGGACCGACUGCUGUUCUGCGGGCCGCCGGAGACGGAGGGGCAGAGGCUGGAGAUCCUGCGUGCGCUCAGUCGGCGGCUGCCGCUGUCGGGCGAUGUGCAGCUGCGGAGGCUGGCGGAGGCCACUGCCGGCAUGACGGGUGCGGACCUGGGCGCCCUGCUGUCGGAGGCGCAGCUGCUGGCCAUCAACGAGGCGCUGCAG